Molecule: messenger RNA, 6609 nt
Organism: Alosa alosa (allis shad)
Lineage: Eukaryota; Metazoa; Chordata; Actinopteri; Clupeiformes; Clupeidae
Gene: shc2
Product: SHC (Src homology 2 domain containing) transforming protein 2
Exons: 15
Coding region: 2564-4708 (714 amino acids)
Biological process (GO): intracellular signal transduction; cell surface receptor protein tyrosine kinase signaling pathway
Cellular component (GO): plasma membrane
Molecular function (GO): receptor tyrosine kinase binding
Source: RefSeq, a predicted model, not a curated record
CAAAGGGGUAUUUGACCGGAGGGAACUUGUCAAAACAAGGCCCAUUGACCGAGCUCCCUGUAAAUGAGUGACGAGGACGUGCACAGAGUACUCUAACUUGUGUUUCCUCGCUGUAAUGGCAUUGGUUGGCUCAACAAAGAAUCCUUAAGAGCCUAGGCUUCAUGGAGAUGGCUUGUUAUUUUGGUCAGACCCUGUGGGCUUAAUGCAUUGGAAAGAAACAGCAGACCAUGUAAACUCUCCCAGUCCAUGACUCACUUGAAUGAAUGACUGUUGAUGAUGCAACUUGUGGCAGCCCAUAUCACGCGCCUCGUCAAAUUCCAUCUGAUAUUGAGACUUGAAUGUCGCCUCUCAUCGCAGCCUUAGCAGCUUUCUUUAACUUAGAAGAGACAAGUCUACCAGACAGCUUGUGUCAUGUGUCCAAUUCCGAGUUUCAACAUCCCAUCUGAAAUGACAUUUUGCUGUGCAGUAGAGAGAUACUGUGUUCCAGAUCUCUAGAAAAGGUGUGACCUGCAAAUCCUUACUUAACCCAGUUUGAGCUGUCUAAUAAAAAUGAGCUGUUUCUACUGUGUGAGGGAUAGAGAGAAGUGAAGGGGGUUAGUGUGUGUGUGUGUGUGUGUGUGUGUGUUGGGGGGUGUCCACUGCCCUACUCCUCCUGCACCCCCCCAGCCUGACUUCCUGCAGAUAGUGGAUGUCUCUCAUGGGAACUGUGUGUGUGUGUGUGUGUGUGUGUGUGUGUGUGUGUGUGUGGGGGGAUGUUAGCCCAGAGGCAGCAGGCAGUGCUUUUUACGCUGCUGGAUUUAAUUCUCCCUAAGUAGUGCUGUCAUUUCAGUGAAGCUCCUCAUGGCACUGUCCUUAGAUAAUUACUGAGGACGAGAUUGCCCACACCCACACAUAAAGAGAGCCACAUUCACCCUCUCUGAGACGAGCUUAUUGCUGCCAAUGUAAAUGCUCUAGAUCUACAACAUCUGAUAUCCAUUUCAAGCUUAGUCACAAAAGGAAAUUAUACAUUUAUAAAUUAUAUUAUACUUAAAGGAAAUUAUAAUAUUAUACAAUAUUGUAUAAUAUACAAUUAUACUAACUGUGAUAAUGGUUGGAUUUGAUUAUCAAUAUAUGUACAGCAUGUACACUAAGAUUAUGAAAUCAAAAAAGCAGACAUAGCUCAGUUGCCUGUUCAGUAUGAUGUUUAUCUGUUUGGAGUGGAAAUUGAGCGUUGUUUUUUAGGAAAGUUACUGAGGUUUGAUGUUUGUGCAGUCUGUAAAUAGCACACCCUGUGCAUGUAAAGGCCCAACACCCACUCUGUGAUACAGAAAGGAGGCGUCUCUAGUGCUUCCUGUUUGUUUGUGAUAUGCAGUGCACAAGUUUGCCGUGUGCGUUAUUGGGAGUUUGCUGACGUUAUAGGCCACUGGAAGUGGUUAUAUUUCGCAACAUGUCAAACACAUGUAGAGAAGAUGUUUUCCGCAUAGCAAUCAUUAGACAGCGGACACCGUGACCAUGGAGAGCACUCUCUGUCUCUCACGCAGUGCCCCAGAAUCAUGGAACUCCUUCUUUGACAGAACAUUUCAGGUAAAGUUGUCUUGCAUAAGUGCAAAUGUGACGUCUCUUAUUUGUGUUCAUUUUCAUAAAUGCAUGGCUGGCUAGGUGCAGAUGACUUACUACUACAAUCUACUAUAUUACAAUUAUUGCAAUAAAUAAUUCUAUAAUUUCGUCACCUUCCUAAAAUAAAACACAAAAAAGUUAACCAAAAAGUAAAUAAUGAUAAUUUAGGCAAAAAAAAAAAAAAACAUUGUCAAAAAUUGACUCAUGCCAUUAUUUCAGGAAGGUGACAAUGUGAUAUAUUAUAUAAUAGUAUAAUGUGUAAGUAUAGUAUGAUAUAUUAUAUAAUAUUAUAAUGUGUAAGUAUGGUAUGUAACUAAUACAGUACACCACAGGUGUAUAUUGAGAGAUACACUUUUGCGUAUUUGGUAUUUUGUGGUUAUAUUUGUGGGUAUUUGUACGUGGUGAUGUCUGAGGUACUGUUUCCUGAUGUGAUGCGAGUGUGAGUGUAUCUGUGUGUAUGUGAGCUCACUAAUGCUCUCGGCGGGCAGCUGAGCUGUGCUGGGCUGAUACAGCAGCAACAUCAGAAUGACAUCAGUGAGAAAGGGAAGCCAGGAGGCAGGGAGGGAGGGAGAGAGAGAGAAGGAUGGAGGGAGGGAAAGAGGGAGGGAGUGGGCAAGCAAACGAUUGAGCCAAACCAAGAGAGUGGUCCAGCUGUCAGAGAGCAGAGACGGAGCGGAGAGGGUGGAAGAGAGAGUGAGUGCGGAGCAGUGGGGCGAGGACCGGACAGCACUCUUUCAGCAGAGAGAUAAGGAGCCCUCUUCCAGGGAAGACUGCCUUUUUUUCUGCAGGAGAUAUUUUUCCUUUUUUCCUUGUGCUUUCACGCCUUCCCAUUACACCUCUCCUCCCCCUCCCUCCCCCUUUCCCUCCCUUUCUCUCCCCUCCUCCCUCCUCCUCCUCCUCCCUCUGUUUUUUCCUCCGCGAGCGCUCCCCUCUGUCUGUCUCCCCGCAGCGCUCCGCUCCUCUGGGCAUGCUACAUAAGCCAAAGUAUGGCCGCUUCCGCAACGACUCGGUGACCUCCUCCGACGACCUCAUGCAGAGCAUCGCCAUGAGUGGCAAAGUGGUGGCCACUCCGGUCGUCCCGUCCCCCGGCCCCGCCGGGCUCUCGCUGCCCCCCCUGGACCGCGCUCGCGAGGCAGCCGCAGCUGCCUCUUCCUCCUCCUCUUCCUCGGCCCCGGCGCUGGCCGACUCGCCCUGCCUGGACGGGGAGCAGGAUGGCGUCACCACCUUCUGCAUGCUCAUCCCAAAGAUGCCCCAGUGGAAGUUCUCCAACUCGCUGCUCAGCCGCAGCCCCUCCAGCUCCAGCUCCAGCUCGGGCGGCAGCAAGGACUCAGGCAGGGGGGCCGCGGCCCGGGACGGCGUCUCGGAAUCGGGUGGAGGAGGGGGAAGCAGGGGCGCCGGGGGUGGCGGAGUCGCCUCGGGCAUCAGCGGCCCUGUGGCGAGCCUGGCCGCCGUCUUGAACUCCUGUGACCCUGUCUGUGUCACCCCUUGUUCCCUCCAGGCCCUGGGCAGACACAGGGCAUCCUCCGGCAGCCCCAGCUCCAGGGCUUCCAGCGUGGGCGCAGAGGCCUCGGGGAGCCCAGGGGCCCCCAGCGGAUCCAGGAGUGGGAUGAGCCGACGGGCCAGGCUGGAGGGUAUGUGGCUGGGUGGGGAGGAGCAGAAGGGCGGCUUCCUUCACAAGCCGUCUCAGGGGUGGUUGCACCCCGACAAGAAGAUCACCAGCACGGGGGCUACCUACAUUGUUAGGUAUAUGGGCUGCAUUGAGGUCCAGAAGUCAAUGCGCUCCCUGGAUUUCAACACGCGGACCCAGGUGACCAGGGAGGCCAUCAACAGGUUAUGUGAAGCAGUGCCUGGGGGAAAGGGUGCCUGGAAAAGGAAGACAGCAAACAAGGCUCUGCAGUCCAUCAUGGGGAAAAGUAACCUGCGUUUUGCUGGCAUGAGCAUUGCUGUCAACAUCUCCAUAGAGGGCCUCAGCCUCGUCAUCCCAACCUCACGGCAGGUGAUUGCGCAUCACCCCAUGCAGUCCAUUUCCUUUGCAUCCGGAGGUGACACGGAUACACCAGAUUACGUCGCUUAUGUGGCCAAAGACCCUGUCAAUCAAAGAGCAUGUCACAUUCUGGAGUGCUGUGACGGACUGGCUCAGAGCGUCAUCAGCACCAUCGGCCAGGCCUUUGAGCUGCAGUUCAAACAGUACCUACACAGCCCCCCCAAAGCCAUUCACACCGCAGAGAGAGUCAUCCGCACUGAGGAGUCUGCGUGGGGUGAUGACGAGGAGACGUCGGAGCACGACUACUACAACAGCAUCCCCGGAAAGGAGCCGCCACUGGGGGGCGUAGUGGACUCCAGGCUCCGCCACACCCCAAGCCACGUUCAGAACAGAACAUCACAGAUGGGCUCCCCGGGCAGGAGAGACACCGCCGUCGCCGCUGCCUCCUCCUGCUCUUCCUCCUCCACCACCUCCUCCCUCCCUGCAUCGCAAAUCUGUAGUGAACUGCACUGGGACACAGAGACCAACGGCGGCUCAGGGUUAACGUCAGACGGGUACCUGCGAGCUGAUGGCCACCCCCCUGGAAGUCGGGACUACGAGGAGCACCUGUAUGUCAACACCCAGAACCUGGACAACCUGGAGAACGCAGCCAAUGGUGGGAGAGGGGUCCGGGGACCAGAGAGCCCCAAGAAAGAUAUUUUUGAUAUGAGGCCGUUUGAGGACGCGUUGCGUAUGCACGAGGCGGCGGGCGUGUGCGUAUUGGAGGAUUGCUGGCCCAGCCCACCACGUCGCCGCGCCCCUGUGGCGCCCACCGAGGAGCAGCUGCGCAAGGAGGCCUGGUACCACGGGCGCAUGAGCCGCCGCGACGCCGAGAGGCUGCUGGUGCGCGACGGCGACUUCCUGGUGCGCGACAGCGCCACCAACCCAGGACAGUACGUGCUGACGGGCAUGCACUGCGGUCUGCCCAAGCAUCUGCUGCUGGUCGACCCGGAGGGAGUGGUCCGCACCAAAGAUAUGCUGUUCGAGAGCAUCAGUCACCUAAUCAACUACCACCUCCGCAACGAGCUGCCCAUCGUGGCGGCCGAGAGCGAGCUGCACCUGCAGCAGGUGGUCUGUCGCAAGCUGUGACCACCACCCCACACGCCACGCCACACCCAUCUCACACAGGUGACAGACGUCCACUCCUCCCAGUGUCUGUGAGAAGCUCCUCGUCCUAAACAGAGACUCUUUGCCUGCAAAGGCUUAACACAUACAUACACACACACACACACACACACACACACACACACACACACACACACACACACACACACAGUACCUCAGCAUGGCCUCGUUAUAGGCUAACAAGUGCUGUGAUGACCCAUGGCCCUGUGUCUGCCUCUAAUAGAACAGUGAGACAAGAGGGGGGCAGAUAGUGCCCCUUAAUCAGACACACACACACACACACACACACACACACACACACACACACACACUUGGCUAAAUAUUUGACUGAUACCUGGUUGUUACUAACUAACUCACUGAAGGUUACUUGGAAAUAUGAAAAAAGUCUGUUUCUGGAAAUAUAAAAUCUGUUCCUAGAAAUUUCCAAAAUAAUUUCAUUCAUUUGUCAAGGCUUUUUCCCAUGACCAGAGAGAUUCCAUAGUGUAAUUAAAUCAUUAAGUCAAUGGUAAUAUGUGAUGGCUAUCAUGGUAGCUGCCUAGUGCCAUGAAAAUCAACGGAUUGAUGGACAUGACAUCAAUCAGUGAUCAAGAGACGCAUUCUUGAUGUUAUUUUUGCUGGAUGCACAGUACUUCUACAAAAAGUCUAUCCACAUUAAACCAUCUCAGGAUGCUGGCUUUAAGUUGGUUUGAGCCUCUUGGUUAGCUGAACAUGUUUAAUUUAUUACAGAGCGGAAUUUUCCGUUAUAUUAGAACAAAAUGAAAUUUUAUGUUAUUAAAUCCAUCCUGUGUUAUCCCUGAAUCACUUCUGAUAUCUACAGUCUCAGGACCAGACAAUGGAUAAAGUCUUUCUAUUAUAAUUUAAUGAUUUCUCUCUAGAAAAACUUGUCACCGUUCUGCUGCAGUCGUUCUAACUACCAGAGAGCACAAUCAUAUAUGUAACCGAUCGGAAACAUCAAAAGGACAUUACGGAUGUUUUCAUCUGGAAGCUCUAGCUACUCCCACUUCCUGUUCACACCCUUCGGUAAAGUUCAGCUCGUCGUGCUGGUACCCCAGAUGGCCCGGCUUUCCUGUCACAGACAGGGCAUCUUGUACUUGGUUUAACCCUUUCUGGUACCUCAGCUAAUCUAUUGUAAUGCGGUGGUUCAGACAGUAUGACACCACCUGCUUGUCUCUAACUACCAAUAAGUGCUAUACUCAGCCAUGCCCAGUGUUCCUAAUGCAGCACAUAUAGACUGCUGUACAGACUCAUAUUGACUCACUCAAGUGUUAAAAUAGUCCAGUGCCUUAAGUAUACACAUAGGGUAUGUUUUUGCUGAACAUUGAUUUUUGUUUAACCAUCUGUGCUGCUCAUGAUGGUGAUGUGAAGGUUUGCUUGUUGGUUGAAUUCAUCAAUCCACCAGGCAAUCGCAAGUAAAGGGAGAACUCAUCCUUCCUACUAAUAGUUGUUUAUUGUAUGCUGGAUAAUGGCCACACUGUGACCAUGGAGAUUGAGUCCAUAUGGAUACACAAUCAGAACACACACACACACACACACACUACAGGAAGUGCACCACCAUUUUAUCACUCUUCCUUUGACUCCCUCCUUUGCUUUUCUGUGGAGCUGCAUUGCCUGUGGCAGCAUGUUCAACCGACCAAAGAAUGAGCGAUAGGUUAUAGCCCUGUAUGAUUGAUCAGGUAUGGCUGUGUGAGUGUGCAUGUGUGUCAGUGAGUGAGGGAAGGGAGAGUUCCCUCUGCAACGUCAGCUUUCUUUUAGCCUAGCAUAGGGAUGAGAGAUAUAAUUUAUAGUUGCUUCCUCAGGACUUUGUUGAAUCUGCUCCCCUUCCAACCUAAUGUCUUUUCAAUAAAAGGAUGAUAAAAAUGACAAGA